Messenger RNA from Alternaria burnsii, 984 nucleotides. Its product is annotated as peroxidase 40 precursor. Gene Ontology annotation, molecular function: heme binding; peroxidase activity. Lineage: Eukaryota; Fungi; Ascomycota; Dothideomycetes; Pleosporales; Pleosporaceae. The transcript has 2 exons. Bases 1 to 984 code for a protein of 327 amino acids. Gene Ontology annotation, biological process: response to oxidative stress. The record is from RefSeq and is a predicted model, not a curated record.
AUGUAUAUUCGUAACGCUCUCAUCUCUGGUCUUGCGGCUGCCAGCACAGUCCAGGCCUACUCCAAUUACACCAUCCGAGAAGAGGAGUGGAUCGUAGCACCGCCAGCACCGGUACAGGAGAAGCGCACCAUAGGAAGGAUCCUUGGUCUGUUCGGCGGCCUCUUCGGUGGUAACAAGGAGCCUGCGCAGGAAUGUCCUGCCAUCUGGACUCAAAUCUCUUCUACCCUCACUCAGCAAUUCCUCGGAGACGGGCAGUGCACAGAUGCUGCCCGUGCUGCUAUCCGAUCUUCUUUCCACGACUGCUUCAACGGAGCUUGUGAUGGAUCUCUCAUUCUCGCACAAGAGUGCUCCAAUACUGAGAACCGUGGUCUAGAGCGCCUUUGCGGCAACCUCGCCAAUGUUGCCUCACAAACCAAAGUCGGUGUUGCCGAUCUUAUCCAGUUUGCUGCCGCACACGCAGUCAAAACAUGCCCUGGUGGGCCUACGAUUCCCGUCAAAGUUGGUCGCAAGGACUCCAGUGAGGCAAACGCGCUCGGCGUUCUACCCAGCGGCUUCGCUAAAGGAGGAGAUUUGGUCAAGCUCUUCGCAUCAAAAGGCUUCUCCCCUUAUGACCUUGCUGCCCUCAUCGGUGCUCACACUGCUGCCAAACAACGUGUCACAGACCCUUCCAAAGCCGGUGCCGCGCUCGACUCUACUGUCGGUACCUGGGAUAACAAAUACUACUCCGAGACCAAACGUGGCUCGGCUCCCUUCACGCUCGAGUCUGACAAGAACAUUGCACAGAACCCUCUCACCGCCAUCCCCUUCUCCGCCUUUGCCGCCAGCAAGGGCAUGUGGGAUUCGGCCUUCGUAGGUGCAAUGGUCAAGAUGAGCAUGCUCGGUGUUGAGGACACGAACUUGAUCGACUGCACCAGUGCACUACCUGGUGGCAGCAAGAAGAGGGAUGUCAAGAGCAGCAACCUCUUCGACCGCCUCAAAUGGUAG